This is a messenger RNA of Zerene cesonia (dogface butterfly), 1751 nucleotides long. Its product is annotated as b(0,+)-type amino acid transporter 1-like. Gene Ontology annotation, cellular component: membrane. Lineage: Eukaryota; Metazoa; Arthropoda; Insecta; Lepidoptera; Pieridae. The record is from RefSeq and is a predicted model, not a curated record. Gene Ontology annotation, biological process: amino acid transmembrane transport. The coding region runs from base 165 to 1658 and encodes 497 amino acids. Gene Ontology annotation, molecular function: L-amino acid transmembrane transporter activity. The transcript has 9 exons.
GUAGCACGCGGCCACGAGUCACUCACAGUCCUUGAAAUCGCAUGGCAAGUACAGCACGCGCUAACGCGCAGUAUUUAAAAAUCGAACCACAUUUUUUUGUUUAUGUUUAUAAGUUGAUGUGAAAGAGUUUUUGUGUUUGGAACGAAAGUGAAAAAAAAAAAAGAAUGGCUACACAAGAAAAAUCUCUAGAAAAGGCCGAUAAGGACGAAAAUGGUUUGACGAGUAAACACGGAAGUGAAGUCAAGUUGAAACGGGAAUUAGGAUUAUUUUCAGCUGUUAACCUGAUACUCGGAGUUAUGAUAGGAUCUGGCAUAUUCGUAUCUCCGUCAUCCGCAUUACAGUAUUCGGGAUCUGUUGCUGUGUGUCUGAUAAUAUGGACCGUAUCUGGCGUUAUAUCAUUAUUAGGUGCACUUUCAUUUGCGGAGCUAGGAACAGUUUUAGGCGAGUCUGGUGCAGAAUAUGCGUAUUUUCGAGAAGCUUUUGGUAAAAUGCACAAAUUCUGGGGACCACUACCUUCCUUCAUAUGUGCAUGGAUUUAUGUCGUUAUUUUGCGACCUGCUGAAGUAGCUAUCAUUGUUAUGACAUUUGCUGAAUACGCGAUACAGCCUUUUACCAGAGAACUUGAAACAGAUUAUAAAAUGAUGGCUAUUAAACUGGGGUCUUUAUCGGCUCUUUUUAUUAUGACAUAUAUAAACAUAACAAGUGUAAAGCUGUUUGUGAGAGUACAAAACAUAUUUGGUGUGUGCAAAAUAUUUGCGUGCCUCGUUGUUAUUGGAGGAGGGAUAUAUGUAAUAGCAAAGGGAAACACUGACCAUUUGGAAAAAGGAUUUGAAGGCAGCAAAAUAAGCGCGGGUGGUUUGUCGCUCGCGUUAUAUUCAGGUCUAUGGGCAUAUGAUGGAUGGAGCAGUGUUACAGUUGUUACUGAGGAAAUCAUCAAUCCUGCAGUAAACGUGCCUCUCAGCAUAUCAAUAGCGGUGCCCCUCAUAACCGCACUGUACGUGUUCAUGAACGUCGCGUACAUGUCGGUGCUGAGUUUUGACGAGAUGACGUCAGUGCCGGCGGUAGCUGUCACGUUCGGUGACAGGGUGCUCGGUCCCGCCAGUUUCUUGAUACCGCUCGGUGUUGCCAUCGCAACGUUUGGCUGUGCGAUGAGCGUGCAGUUUGGUGUUACCAGAGUAUGUUAUACUGCCGCGCGUGGAGGUCACAUGCUUGAAGUGUUCUCAUUUGUUAAUGUAAAGAGACUUACGCCAGCGCCAGCUGUAGCUUUACAGGCGCUAAUAACAUCUGUAUUUAUCAUCGUUGGCAACAUUUCAACGCUCAUAGAGUUCGCCAGUUGGUUCCUCUGGUUCUUCUAUGGCCUGGCGAUGGUCGCUCUGCUAGUGUUAAGAAGAACUCAAGCUGAUAAGCCGCGACCAUACCGAGUGCCGACACCAGUGCCUUGUUUUGUGUUGCUAAUAGCAAUAUUCCUUUCAGUGUUGCCAAUAGUUCAUGACCCAUCGAUAAAAUAUUUAAUGGCAAUCGGAUUUAUUGUUUUGGGCGUUGGGGUGUACACACUGUUUGUGUAUUAUAAGAAAACUCCCACCUAUUUAUUACGAAAAUUUACAUUCCUGGUUCAAGUGCUCUUCGAAAGUGUGCCGCCUAGCAAUCGUGAAGACUGAUUUUGUUAUAGAAAUCAAUUUUAUUAUGAUGUACAUAUUGUAAUGUGAUAAACAAAUAUUUUAAUGGAACAAAAUAAAAUAUAUCUUUUUAAC